Messenger RNA from Klebsormidium nitens, 1829 nucleotides. The record is from the annotation of a GenBank genome assembly. NCBI's taxonomy places the organism in Eukaryota, Viridiplantae, Streptophyta, Klebsormidiophyceae, Klebsormidiales, Klebsormidiaceae.
CUGCUAGAGCACGAGUAGCAGGACUUGCGCUCUUGGGAGGACAACAGGAGCAAGAUGGAUCUGGCUGUAGUCUUCAGCCUCGUCCUACUGACUGCGCUUCUCAUUGCCGGGUGGUUUGUUCGGCCAUGCUUCAUCGUCACUAGGCACGAGCUCCUGCAGUCAAUCCCACCUGUUUUUAGGACCCGCUCUGGGGAUUCUGCCUCAAGCAAGUGCCCUGGACUGGAACCCAGUGCCAUCAGGCAGUUCCCCCCCGAGAAGCACCCAUGCAGACUAGCUCUGCAACACUGCAGAGCUCUGAGGAGGACCUGGCCAAUCUUCCCACCACUGCCGGGGAGAGCGCGUGCUCCCGUCGGCAAUGAGGAGGCCGCCAAUGGCGAGGUUCACCGCACGGUUGUUGAAGCUGUCAAUUGCCUUCUCGAGCGCGAUGACAUCAUGGAGUUGCGCGAGUACACAAUCCAGGUCCUGCCCCUGGAGAACAAGCGCAUGGGAGCAUCAGCAGAAGGGUUGCCGGAUUGGAGCUGUGAGACAGACUCGUCAAGGUUUUCAAUAACGACAAUUGAGGGCAAGCGGCCGGAGGUCGCGGCUGGGUACCAGUUUGGGGACCCGCUGCCAAACACCAUGACCCUCUACUGGUCAGAGGCCGGCAAGGAUUUUAAGAGGUCCGUCCAUCAAGAAAACCGCUACAUGGAGGGGCGCGAGCAUCCGUGGGGGAUGCUCACCUUCUUGGCUUUCUAUGUGGUGCUGUACCGCGAGGGCGGCGUCCUCUACAUGACCGAGGCCAUCCCCUACGACCACAAGGAGCCCACAAUAAUCAUGCUCCUCCUCUUCAUCGUCCACUCCAACUACAUGCACCUGCUCAACAAGUAUGGUCGCCUUCCCCCACCUCCCUCUCUCCCCCACCUCGAAGUAGCCCCUCUAAUCCGCGCUGUUGCAUCUACACCGCCCAACCUUGCCCCGCCUCCACCGACCUCCACCCCCUCAACCUCGUACCCCUCCACCCGCCUGCGGCGCUCGUUGGGCAACCAGCCUGUGAAGAAGAAGGCGGUCGGCAUGGACUCUGCUGACCCGUCUACCCCUCGCCAGACAUCGUCCCCGGAAAGCCCGCUCGAUCUUCUGCGAUGGGACAUGCUUUGUGCAUCUGACGUGGUGCUUGGCGUUGGCCGCACCGGAGCGGUCCGCCUGGGAAGAAUUGAUGGGUUAUCCGUGGCCCUCAAGAUUGUCGACCAGGACGCCAAAAACUAUGAGGAGCUGGCGAUGGAGCUUCGGAACGAGUUUAAGGUUUACCAGCGAUUGCGACCCCUCUGGGGGGAUGUCGUGCCGCGCCUGGUUCGGUUUGGGGCAUGUGAUCAAACAUGCCGCGAGAUCCUGGCACUUGAGUACCUCCCUGCUUACCCUCUCAAGGCUGAGUCGGCUAGUGACGAGGUCAAGACGGCCGCGAUUGCAGGAUUGGGCCGGAUCCAUGCCCUUGGUGUCAAGCACGGGGAUCUGCGGGAGUCAAACAUUCUAGUCGUAGGGUCCAAGCCCUUCUUUGUUGAUUUUGGGUUUUCGACUUUGGACGCGUCUGCAGUGGAGAGGGAGGAGGAAGCCGCCGAAUUGCAAAAGCUUCUUGGGACUGAGUGAUGCUGUCCGCCGAUGACGAUCGCAAGGCAGCCACCAUCAACGGAGUCUCUACGAGUACGCUGUUGUAAAGGUGCGCAAGACAGGGCUGAGGGAAUGCUUAAGCUGCAACAACUGACAUUCAAGUCGUUACUGCGCUUUUAUAUGCCUUCCAAAUCAAGAAAAGGCCUACAUGUUUGGCAUUGCACAGUGAUUGUCUAAGAUUGCGCAGG